AUGUCAAAAUUAAAUAUCUAUGUUUUUUUAAUUCUUUAUUUGAGUUUUCAAAAUAUAUAUAAAUGUAUUAAAAUAGGAAAACAACAAAACAAAGUGCAUAACAAUAACGUAAGAUUGGAAUCAAAAUUUGAUAAUUUGUCUUCAAAGUGGAGUAAUAAAGGAUAUAAUUUUAUGGAUCUUUUAAAAAAUGGAUAUUUAAAAAAUAAAGGAAAUUUAGAUGAUGUGAAAGAUAACCUAGCUGAUGAAUUAGCUAAUAAAAUACAAAAUAAAAUAGAAGAUUAUUUAAAAGAAGAAAAUAAUAUGGGUGAUAUAGAAAACUUUACUGAUGAAGAUUUAAAUGAUUUGAAAAUUUAUGUUAAAGAUAUUUCAGAAUAUGUUGGUUUGAAAGCAGCUGAUUUAUUAGACAAAAAUUUAGAAGAAGCACUUAAACCUAUUUUAACAAAGAAAGCUUUUGAUAGUUUUGAAAAUAACUUAAAUAAUAAAAUUAUAGACGAUGUAGAGUAUGAAGAAAAUCCAAACGAUGAAAAUGUAAAUGAAGAAACAGAAACGUUUGUAAAUGAGUUAGUCAAUGACUAUGAAAAUAAUCAGCUUGAUUCAUUAGAUCAAUAUGAAAAGGAAAUAAAAACACACAAUAAUUUAGACUAG
Plasmodium gallinaceum is the source of this 645-nucleotide messenger RNA. RefSeq names its product protein of early gametocyte 3 male development gene, putative. The coding region runs from base 1 to 645 and encodes 214 amino acids. The record is from RefSeq and is a predicted model, not a curated record. The transcript has a single exon. NCBI's taxonomy places the organism in Eukaryota, Apicomplexa, Aconoidasida, Haemosporida, Plasmodiidae.